Messenger RNA from Trypanosoma cruzi, 492 nucleotides. Its product is annotated as mucin TcMUCII, putative. The coding region runs from base 1 to 492 and encodes 163 amino acids. Lineage: Eukaryota; Euglenozoa; Kinetoplastea; Trypanosomatida; Trypanosomatidae. The transcript has a single exon. The record is from RefSeq and is a predicted model, not a curated record.
AUGAUGAUGACGUGCCGUCUGCUGUGCGCCCUGUUGGUGCUUGCCCUGUGGUGCUGCCCGUACGUGUGCGCGGCAGCAAACGGUGAAGAACUUACUGAAGGCCCCAGUCCACCGAAGAAUGUAGGUGCGCCUGAUGAGUCACAGGAAUCAAUGAUGUCCGUUACUUCAGAAGACACUGAGCAAAACAAGAGGGCCGAUCAUUCAGCGGGACAAGAUCCGAAUGAUAAUACGAUACAAGAACCAAAUACGACAACCACGACAACGACGAAGGCACCAACUACGACUACGACGACUACGCCAAAGGCACCGACGACCACCACGACCACCGCGCCAGAGGGACCAAGUACCACGACCACUGAAGCCCCAAGUAACAAGACCACCCGCGCACCGUCACGUCUUCGCGAAAUCGAUGGCAGCCUCGGCAGCUCUGCGUGGGUGUGUGCCCCGCUGCUGCUCGCCGUAUCCGCGCUGGCGUACACCACUCUGGGCUGA